This is a messenger RNA of Aegilops tauschii subsp. strangulata, 4231 nucleotides long. RefSeq lists its product as uncharacterized. NCBI's taxonomy places the organism in Eukaryota, Viridiplantae, Streptophyta, Magnoliopsida, Poales, Poaceae. Gene Ontology annotation, molecular function: protein binding; protein kinase activity; ATP binding. The record is from RefSeq and is a predicted model, not a curated record. Gene Ontology annotation, biological process: protein phosphorylation.
GGCUAGCGGGCGAUCCACACGAACACACGUACUCCUACUUUACUGCGACAAGUCUACUUCUAUCGUCUAUGCGUCAUCGUGUUCAGGGCGAGGCAAUUGUGUGGCUGACGGCCGGGUCCAAGACACUCCCCACGCCCUUCCCCGCGCACCACCUGCUCGGGGAAAUGCCAGCGGUCAAUGCCAUCGCCAUGCGCCCACAGCACAGUGCACCUGCACGCCGCCCUUAAAGCUUCACUCCUCUGCUUACUGCCUCCCUCCCCUUGCGCUUGCGGGAGCGACCAGUGACCAGUGCCACCCACCUCGCCCAUGGCCUGCUGUUUCCUGGUGGCGUAGUCAUAGACUCAUAGUGGGUGGGGAAGGAGGUCCAUGGCACUCUGUUUCUUGCCGCCAGUCUAGUCUAGUAAGUGUUCCGCUGUGCAGCCCGAGCUCCUGCCUGAGUUUGGGUUUGGGUUUGUUUCUCGCGUACGGCAAUGGCGACCGUGGCGCACUUCUUGCUCAAGAUUUUUCUAUUUGCCGUCUUGAGCUCGGCUGUGGCAGCGGCGGAGCAAAAGGAGACCGAGGCGGCGGCGCUGCGGGAGUUCAAGCGCGCGCUGGUGGACGUCGACGGGCGCCUUUCGAGCUGGGACGACGCGGCGAGCCCGUGCGGGUGGGCCGGCAUUGCCUGCUCCUUGGCACGUGAGGUGACCGGCGUCACGCUCCACGGGCUCGGCCUCGGCCUCGGUGGAGCGCUCUCCCCCGCCGUCUGCGCGCUCCCGCGGCUCGCCGUGCUCAACGUGUCCAAGAACGCGCUGUCCGGCCCCGUCCCCGCAGGGCUCGCCGCGUGCCGCGCGCUGGAGGUGCUCGACCUCAGCACCAACUCCCUCCACGGCGCCAUCCCGCCAGAGCUCUGCGCGCUCCCGUCCCUCCGCCGGCUCUUCCUCAGCGAGAACCUGCUCACCGGCGAGAUCCCCGCCGACAUCGGCAACCUCACCGCCCUGGAGGAGCUCGUCAUCUACACCAACAACCUCACCGGCGGGAUCCCGGCAUCCGUCCGCACGCUGCAGCGUCUCCGUGUGGUCCGUGCGGGUCUCAACGACCUUUCCGGCCCGAUCCCGGUCGAGAUUAGCGAGUGCGGCAACCUGGAGGUGCUCGGGCUCGCGCAGAACAGCCUCGCCGGGACGCUGCCCCGCGAGCUCUCCCGGCUCAAGAACCUCAGCACGUUGAUCCUGUGGCAGAACGCCUUGACCGGCGAGAUCCCACCGGAGCUGGGGAACUGCACGAACCUGGAGAUGCUGGCGUUGAACGACAACGCCUUCACCGGCGGCGUGCCGAGGGAGCUCGGGGCGCUGCCCAUGCUCGUAAAGCUCUACAUUUACCGGAACCACCUGGACGGCGCCAUCCCAAAGGAGCUCGGGAACCUGCAGAGCGCCGUGGAAAUUGACCUGUCAGAGAACAAGCUGACAGGAGCCAUCCCGAGCGAGCUCGGCAAGAUACAGACCCUACGGCUGCUCCACCUCUUCGAGAACCGCCUGCAAGGCAGCAUCCCGCGGGAGCUCGGGAAGCUGGGUGUCAUAAGGAGAAUAGACCUGUCCAUCAACAACCUCACCGGCGCAAUUCCGAUGGAGUUUCAGAACCUGCCCUGCUUGGAGUACCUGCAGCUGUUCGACAACCAGAUCCAUGGUGCCAUCCCUCCUUUGCUGGGGGCGAGGAGCACACUGUCGGUGCUGGAUUUGUCGGACAACCGGCUGACGGGCAGCAUCCCGCCUCACCUGUGCAGGCACCAGAAACUCAUCUUCUUGAGCCUGGGGUCAAACCGUCUCAUCGGUAACAUCCCUCCCGGAGUGAAGGCUUGCAAGACCCUGACCCAGCUCCGGCUGGGGGGUAACAUGCUGACGGGGAGCCUGCCCGUGGAGCUGUCGGCGAUGCAGAACCUGUCGGCGCUUGAGAUGAACCAGAACCGCUUCUCCGGCCCGAUACCGCCCGAGGUCGGCAAGUUCAGGAGCAUAGAGAGGCUGAUUCUGUCGGGGAAUUACUUCGUGGGGCAGGUCCCCGCUGGCAUUGGCAACCUCACGGAACUUGUCGCCUUCAAUAUAUCAUCCAACCAGCUCACCGGACCGAUUCCUCGGGAGUUGGCAAGGUGCACAAAGCUACAGAGGCUUGAUCUCAGCAGAAACUCCUUCACCGGCCUCAUUCCUCGGGAGCUCGGCACACUGGUGAACCUGGAGCAGCUCAAGCUAUCCGACAACAGUCUGAAUGGCACCAUUCCUGCAAGUUUCGGAGGCCUUUCCCGGCUCACGGAGCUGCAGAUGGGAGGCAACCGUCUGUCUGGUCCUGUGCCAGUUGAGCUUGGCAAACUCAAUGCCCUCCAGAUUGCUCUAAACCUCAGCUACAACAUGCUAUCCGGUGAGAUCCCAACUCAGCUAGGGAACUUGCGGAUGCUGGAAUACCUCUUCUUGAACAACAAUGAGCUUCAAGGAGAGGUUCCUUCCUCCUUCACUGAACUCUCAAGCCUCAUGGAGUGCAACCUUUCCUACAAUAAUCUUGUUGGGUCGCUUCCCAGCACCCUGUUGUUCCAGCACCUGGACAGCAGCAACUUCCUUGGGAAUAAUGGCCUCUGUGGCAUCAAAGGAAAAGCUUGUCCAGCAAAUUCAGUCUACGCAAGCAGUGAAGCAGCAUCGCGCAACAAGCGGUUUCUUAGAGAGAAGAUCAUCAGCGUUGCCUCCAUCGUCGUCAUAUUGGUUUCAUUGCUGCUGAUUGCACUCGUCUGCUGGCUCUUAAAAUCCAACAUGCCCAAGCUUGUAUCAACUGAAGAGCGCAAGACUGGGUUUUCUGGUCCUCACUACUUUCUUAAGGAGCGGAUAACCUAUCAGGAGCUUUUGAAAGCCACCGGGAGCUUCUCGGAGAGUGCUGUGAUUGGAAGGGGUGCUUCUGGCACAGUCUACAAGGCUGUCAUGCCUGAUGGUCGACGAGUUGCAGUGAAAAAGCUCAGAUGUCAAGGAGAAGGUUCCAGUGUCGACAGAAGCUUCCGAGCCGAGAUAACCACCCUUGGAAAUGUCAGGCACCGCAACAUUGUCAAGCUCUAUGGUUUCUGCUCCAACCAGGACUCCAAUCUUAUACUGUAUGAGUACAUGGAAAAUGGUAGCCUUGGAGAGUUGCUUCAUGGCACCAAGGACGCAUACCUCCUGGACUGGGACACACGGUACCGGAUCGCCUUCGGGGCUGCUGAAGGCCUACGCUACCUUCACAGCGAUUGCAAGCCAAAGGUGAUUCACCGUGACAUUAAGUCCAAUAACAUACUGCUCGAUGAGAUGAUGGAGGCUCAUGUGGGAGACUUUGGUUUGGCAAAAAUCAUCGACAUUUCCAACAGCAGGACAAUGUCCGCUGUAGCCGGUUCAUACGGUUACAUUGCCCCAGAGUAUGCUUUCACCAUGAAGGUGACUGAAAAGUGUGAUAUUUAUAGUUUCGGGGUGGUUUUGUUGGAACUAGUGACUGGGCAAUGUGCAAUUCAGCCUCUUGAGAAAGGAGGAGAUCUUGUCAAUUUGGUGAGGCGGACAAUGAACAGCAUGACACCAAAUUCUCAAGUUUUUGACAGCAGACUCGAUCUGAACUCAAAGAGGGUUGUGGAAGAAAUGACUCUGGUGAUGAAGAUUGCAUUGUUCUGCACUAGUGAAUCGCCAUUGGAUAGGCCUAGCAUGCGAGAAGUGAUAUCAAUGUUGAUUGAUGCUAGGGCCUCUUCUUGUGAUUCGUUCUCAUCUCCAGCAUCAGAAUCACCUAUUAAAGAUGAUUCUUCCUUUAGGCUUUAGAGGCAAAUAUCUUCAGGCUUUUACCACUCAUCUAUCAAGGAAGGAUCCACGGAUUAACUAAGUACAUAGCUAAAGACCAUCUAGUGUAUGCCUGAGCUUCGGGAUGGAACAGGAAAUCUAUCUUUCUGACCUAGAUUAACCACUGGUUGAAGCAUUUGAAGUUGUAUAUUCCUACUUCAACAGUUGCUGUUCAAAAGAAGACAAAUAAUUCAAGGCGCUCCUUCUAUGGAACACCCCAGAUAGGCCGAUAGGUUCAGCUCCGACAGUCGUUAAACGGACCACUCGCGCCUAAGACUGAUACCGUAGCGAUAGCAGUGUACUGUACAUACUGCAAACAGCAUACUAACAUCAUCGGUUAUAGUACAAUAAGUAUAUGCACUAAGCUUUCAAUCUUCUUUUUCUUGCCAACUUACUGUGAUAAAAGAUAGAAAUAAAUUACCUUCGGAACA